GUUUAUUUCUCAUUUUCUAAAAUAAAUUAAAUAAAAUUGAAGUCUCGUAGGUUAAUCUAGGUCUCGAGAUUUCUCGAGAUUAAAGAUGGCAGCCUCCAUGGAAUGAAAUUUAGAACUUGAAAUUCUACAGUAUUGCGCCAAUAACUAAUAAACUAGUCACGUAAAAACAAUGAGUCUCAGCAAAAAUAAAGGAGAGUCAUUCCCAGAGAGAUGGUUGAAGGAGUAUGUCCGUCUUUUACGCGAGAGACCAGUGAUAACCAAAGCAAUUACAAGUGGGUUUAUAACUGGCCUAGGACAGUUUCUCUCACAGAUUAUUACCAGAGAACCACAAAGAACUGGCCAUUUUAACUGGAGAGCUUUAGCAUCAUUCACAACUUUUGGAUUCGCCUUCAGUGGUCCUUUGAUCCACUAUUUCUACACAUUCCUAGACCAAUGGGUUCCUCCAGGUACAAAGUAUGCUACCAUCAAGAAAGUCCUAAUUGACAGAUUCAUCCUUGCUCCUCCAUUCCUGCUCAUGUUCUUCUAUGUUACUGCUAUAUUGGAUGGUCAAGGUCAUACAGUUGCAGCUAAGAAGAUCCAAGAGACAUUCUUGCCAGCACUACUGAUGAACUGGAGGGUAUGGACUGUGUUGCAGUACAUCAACAUCAAAUAUGUACCAAGAGAGUACCGUGUAUUGUUUGGAAGUGCAGUUGCCUUAUGCUGGAAUAUAUACCUUGCCAUUCAACGACGAUAGGAUAGCCAUAGAUAGACAUUAACACCAUAUAUGAGCUUGAACUCCAUAUUUGGCCAUUGAUUCCAUAUAUGGGCAUCAACUCUAUGUGGGCUUAAACUCCAUAUAUGGGCAUCAACACCAUAUAAGGGUUUUAACUCCAUUUUUGGAAUCAACUCUACAUAUGGGCAAUGAAUCAAGGGUGCCAGUGAUAGGUACUAAUGCAUAAAAAUUAAAUAUGUAUGCAUAAAUAAGCAAUCAAUUUUACAAUGAAGAUAACCCUGUGAAAUGAGCAUAAAUAAGGGACUUAUGU
Owenia fusiformis is the source of this 1022-nucleotide messenger RNA. The record is from the annotation of a GenBank genome assembly. NCBI's taxonomy places the organism in Eukaryota, Metazoa, Annelida, Polychaeta, Sabellida, Oweniidae.